GUUUAAAUAUGUUACAAAUAUAUGUAUUAUUUUAAAUUUUUUAACAUUGAAACCUAAGAAUAAACACAAUUUAAAAUUAACAAGUGUUUCUGAUAAAAUAUAAUAAAUAAUCGCAAUACAGCGAAAUUUUAUUAAUAAUGUUUGUAAUUAUCAUAAUGCACUUCAAAUCAUAGUGCAAAUCAAUAUACAUAUAUACGUGUAAACAUGGCAAAUUUUGAAGAAGAAGGAAGUGUAAGUGACAAAGAAAAUCCUCAGGAUUUUCAAGAAGAAGUUGAAAAUAAUGCUCGUAUUGAUGAAGAACAAAAGGAGAAAUUAGUAAAAUUGCCGUUAGGUAGAAUAAAAACAAUUAUAAAGAUGGAUCCUGAAGUGAAUAUGGUUAACCAAGAAGCUGUUUUCCUAAUUACGAAAUCUACGGAACUUUUUAUUGAUUCUCUUGCUAAAGAAUCAUAUAAAUAUACAGCACAAAUGAAAAAAAAGACAAUACAAAAGAGAGAUGUAGAAAGUGUAAUUAAUAAUGUUGAUGCUCUUGUAUUUUUAGAAGGAAUGCUAGAUUAAGAUUUAAUAAAUAUAUAUAAGUAUAAUAACAUUAUUUUUGUAUGUUGUUAAUAAAAUUUCAUAACUAUAUUGAAUAAAAUUAUAUUCACAUAUAAAAUUUCAAUUUUCAUAUUUCUAUACAUAAUAUAAAUAUUUGUAAGACGAAUGAA
Heterotrigona itama is the source of this 704-nucleotide messenger RNA. NCBI's taxonomy places the organism in Eukaryota, Metazoa, Arthropoda, Insecta, Hymenoptera, Apidae. The record is from the annotation of a GenBank genome assembly.